Boeremia exigua is the source of this 859-nucleotide messenger RNA. RefSeq lists its product as uncharacterized. Lineage: Eukaryota; Fungi; Ascomycota; Dothideomycetes; Pleosporales; Didymellaceae. The record is from RefSeq and is a predicted model, not a curated record. The coding region runs from base 152 to 634 and encodes 160 amino acids. The transcript has 4 exons.
CUCCUCAAGCCAUUGAGGAUCCUGGGUCUGACUAUAAGUUGGGAGGGUAGGCGGCAUGCUUCCAAACCAGAUCUCUCACAUAUCGCGUCGACUCGCUUCUUUCGGUUUUGUCCUUUGUUGAAUUCGUCGUUCCUUGCAGACACCAUUGACCAUGAGCUCAGCCACUCCCAGUCCGCUUGCGCAAAGCGCCGAUAAAUCAAUCCUCUUCGCUAGACUUGGCUUGAGCGAACAGGUCCAUAAGUUACUACUUGGGGAAGCUCAGGCUGCAAGAGACAGGUUGAGCAGAGACGAGAACAACCUUACGGACCAGUCCAGGGCGGAUCCGACGGUUACAGCUCCAUACAAGUGGGAUGAGAUCUCAGAGACCGCGAAACAUGCUGAGAUCUUGACCUUGGUAACCCACGCUGGUCUACACACUAGACCAUACUAUGAGAUGGGCCGUUAUAUGACCAACGUCAACGAAGAGAACUGGGUUGCGAGGUGGUACUUGUGGCAUAGCUUCCGCUACCGAGACAACCGAGACAACAGGACCCGAGGUACGGUCAGCAACAGCAGCCAGACGUACAGCAGCGCCCCGGCAGCUUAUGGCACUGUAGGUGGCUACUAUGACCCGGUGUAUGGGCGUUACCGAUGAAAAAGCUCGAAGCGAUAACGGCGACUGGCGACAAUGAACUGAUGGCGUCCUCUUUUGUAGAUGUGCGGAUAGCCACAGGGGUGAUCUUGAAUGGCGAAAGGCGAUGUAGAUGUGUACGCCUUAUUUCGUCUGCAAGAAUCCGCUUCCUCGGAUGCAUCCCAUAGCUUGAUUAUGUAUUAUCCCUUUCUGCUUGUCCUCGGCACUUCCAUAUCCAAUUCAUUAUGA